UUUACCCAGUGCUGUGAUUGUGAUUUUUUCCUCAAUCUCGCGUUUCCUUCUCACCAGUCUAUAAUCCUCUUUAAUUUUGUUUUCUAGGUUAUUUGAUUGCAUUUCUCAGUGCGUUUGAGAAAUAAAAUUGAAAAUAAAAAAAUCGAUAGUGAAUUUUUUCUGUGUGCCAUCAUCAUCAUCAACACCGCGUACUUGGAUUACGUGAAACCCUAAAAACAACAACAACAAUUAAUUAAAUCACAACUAAAUCGAAAACAAAAAAAAAAACACACCAACCUUCACUUUAUUAUUAAGCGUUGGUUUAGUCAAGCAAAAGCGAAUAUCUUAAAUUUGAAUUUGAUCUCACCCGAAACCAAAGAACAGCGCAUGAUACAGCGUUCCGCAAUGGGGCUAUUAAUCAAUAUUAUAAAAUGGCUAAUGCUAUUUGCUGUGGUCACAGCUUACUCAUCCUCUACAGCCUUGGCUGUUAACCCACCCGAUGCCGACCAAAAAGGACCCGUCUUCUUAAAGGAACCCACCAAUCGCAUUGACUUCUCCAACUCAACUGGCGCCGAAAUCGAAUGCAAAGCUAGCGGAAACCCAAUGCCUGAAAUUAUCUGGAUUCGUAGCGAUGGUACUGCCGUGGGUGAUGUUCCCGGUUUGCGUCAAAUCUCCUCCGACGGCAAAUUGGUAUUCCCUCCAUUCCGUGCCGAAGAUUACCGUCAAGAAGUCCAUGCUCAAGUCUAUGCCUGUUUAGCCCGCAAUCAAUUUGGUUCGAUCAUAUCACGUGAUGUCCAUGUCAGAGCCGUUGUACCCCAAUCCUAUACGGUUAAUGUCAUGGACGAAGCUGUGCUUCGUGGCAAUAGUGCCAUUUUGAAAUGUCACAUACCCAGCUUUGUGGCUGAUUUUAUACAAGUUGCCUCGUGGCUAGAAGACGAGGAAAGGGAAAUAUUACCCACCUCCAAGCAGGACAUACAGAGUGAUGGCAAAUAUUUGGUCUUGCCCUCUGGAGAAUUGCACAUUCGCGAAGUUGGUCCCGAAGAUGGUUACAAGAGUUAUCAAUGCCGCACCAAACACAGAUUAACCGGCGAAACCAGAUUGAGUGCCACCAAGGGACGUUUGGUGAUUACAGAACCCAUUGGCAGUGUUGCGCCACGUGUCAAUCGUAAGGAUGAAUUUAAUCAUGACAAAAUCCCCCUGCAAGGCACCAUUGCCAUACAAUGUCCAGCUCAAGCAUAUCCUGUGCCAGCUUAUAGAUGGUAUAAAUUCAUUGAAGGCACCACCCGCAAACAGGCUGUUGUAUUGAAUGAUCGCGUCAAACAGGUUUCGGGUACUUUGAUCAUUAAGGAUGCUGUUGUCGAUGAUUCGGGCAAAUAUUUGUGUGUUGUCAACAACUCUGUGGGUGGCGAAUCUGUGGAAACUGUUCUCACCGUUACCGCUCCAUUGUCGGCGAAAAUUGAUCCACCCACCCAAACUGUUGAUUUUGGACGCCCAGCCGUUUUCACCUGUCAAUACAGCGGCAAUCCCAUCAAAACCAUUAGCUGGUUGAAGGACGGCAAAGCUAUUGGCCAUUCAGAUCCCGUUUUACGCAUUGAAUCUGUAAAGAAGGAAGACAAGGGCAUGUAUCAGUGUUUUGUACGCAAUGACCAGGAAUCUGCCGAGGCUAGUGCUGAAUUAAAAUUGGGUGGCCGUUUCGAUCCCCCUGUUAUACGUCAAGCUUUCCAAGAAGAAACCAUGGAACCCGGACCAAGUGUAUUCCUAAAGUGUGUUGCCGGCGGUAAUCCAACCCCUGAAAUCUCCUGGGAAUUAGAUGGCAAAAAGAUUGCAAACAACGAUCGUUACCAAGUUGGGCAGUAUGUGACCGUGAACGGAGAUGUUGUGUCGUAUUUGAACAUUACCUCGGUGCAAUCGAACGAUGGUGGUUUGUACAAGUGCAUGGCCAAGAGCAAAGUUGGUAUUGCUGAACAUUCUGCGAAAUUGAAUGUCUAUGGUUUGCCCUAUAUUCGUCAAAUGGAAAAGAAGGCCAUCGUUGCUGGUGAUACUUUGGUUGUGACAUGUCCCGUUGCUGGUUAUCCAAUUGAUUCGAUUGUAUGGGAGAGAGACAACCGUGCCCUGCCAAUUAACCGCAAACAAAAGGUAUUCCCCAAUGGCACACUCAUCAUUGAAAAUGUUGAACGCAACUCGGAUCAGGCCACCUACACAUGUGUUGCCAAGAAUGCUGAAGGCUAUUCCGCUCGUGGUUCCCUCGAAGUUCAAGUUAUGGUCCCACCCCAAGUCCUGGCCUUUAAUUUCGGCGAGGAGGUCUAUAACAUGGGUGAUGUGUUCAGCACCACCUGUGUAGUGUUGAAGGGUGAUUUACCUUUAACCAUCCACUGGACAUUGAAUUCCGAACCCAUAACAUCGGGCCAGGAUGGUUUUACGGUCAUUAAAAUGAAUGCCCGUACAAGUUAUUUGAGUAUUGAAUCGUUGGAGGCCAAACAUCGUGGCAUCUAUCGUUGUAUAGCCGUUAAUGUGGCUGGUUUGGCUGAACAUGCAGCUGAGCUGCAAGUACAUGUACCACCAAGAUGGAUUUUGGAACCCACCGACAAAGCUUUUGCCCAAGGCUCAGAUGCUAAAGUUGAAUGCAAGGCUGAUGGCUUCCCCAAACCACAAUUGACCUGGAAGAAAGCUGUGGGCAACAGUCCCGGUGAAUACAAGGAUUUGAAGAAGAACGACAACAUUCGCGUUGAAGAAGGCACCCUCCACAUUGACAACAUCCAAAAGACCAACGAAGGUUAUUAUUUGUGUGAGGCCAUUAAUGGCAUCGGUUCAGGUUUGUCAGCCGUCAUUAUGAUCAGUGUCCAGGCUCCACCAGAAUUCACCGAAAAAUUGCGUAACCAAACCGCCCGCCGUGGAGAACCUGCCGUCCUGCAAUGUGAAGCUAAGGGUGAGAAACCCAUUGGCAUUUUAUGGAACAUGAACAACAUGCGUUUGGACCCCAAGAACGAUAACCGUUAUACCAUUCGUGAAGAGAUUUUGUCCACCGGUGUUAUGUCUUCGCUCUCCAUCAAACGUACUGAACGCUCCGACUCGGCCUUGUUUACCUGUGUUGCCACCAAUGCCUUCGGCUCAGAUGAUGCUAGCAUUAACAUGAUUAUUCAAGAGGUUCCCGAAAUGCCAUAUGCCCUCAAGGUUUUGGACAAAUCUGGACGUUCGGUACAAUUGAGCUGGGCCCAACCCUACGAUGGCAAUUCCCCCAUCACCCGUUACAUCAUUGAAUUCAAACGCUCUCGUGCCUCUUGGGAUGAAAUUGAUCGCGUUAUGGUGCCCGGAGAUACCACUGAAGCCCAGGUGCAAAAAUUGAACCCAGCCACAACCUACAACAUUCGUAUUGUUGCCGAAAAUGCCAUUGGAACCUCGCAGACAUCCGAAGCUGUUACCAUUAUCACCGCCGAAGAAGCUCCCUCUGGAAAACCACAAAACAUCAAAGUCGAACCUGUCAACCAGACCACAUUGCGUGUCACCUGGAAACCACCCACCCGCUCGGAAUGGAAUGGCGAAAUUUUGGGCUACUAUGUCGGAUACAAGCUCUCCAACACCAACUCCUCGUAUGUCUUUGAAACUGUGAACUUUUUGACUGAAGAAGGCAAGGAACAUAACUUGGAACUGAAUAAUUUGCGUGUCUACACCCAAUACUCGGUGGUCAUACAGGCCUUCAAUAAGAUUGGUGCCGGUCCAUUGAGCGAUGAAGAGAAACAAUUCACUGCCGAAGGUACCCCCAGCCAGCCACCAAGUGAUACAUCCUGCACCACCUUGACUUCGCAGACAAUUCGUGUUAGCUGGGUCAGUCCCCCACUGGAAUCGGCCAAUGGUGUGAUCAAGACUUACAAGGUUGUCUAUGCUCCCAGUGAAGAGUGGUAUGAUGAAACCAAACGCCAUUACAAGAAGACUGCCUCCUCGGACACCGUUUUACAUGGCCUGAAGAAAUACACCAACUACACCAUGCAAGUUUUGGCCACCACUGCCGGAGGUGAUGGUGUUCGCAGCGCUCCAAUUCACUGCCAAACCGAACCUGAUGUUCCUGAAGCCCCCACCGAUGUCAAGGCCCUGGUCAUGGGUCAAGCUGCCAUUUUGGUCUCAUGGCGCCCACCAGCACAACCCAACGGCAUUAUCCAACAAUACACCGUCUACACCAAAGUUGAAGGAGCCGAAGGUGAACCCAAGAGCCAAAAGAUUCCCCACUACCAAAUGAGCUACGAAGCCACUGAAUUGGAAAAGAACAGCCCCUACGAAUUCUGGGUCACUGCCAGCACCAACAUUGGCGAAGGUCAACCCUCAAAGAGCAUAGUUGCCAUGCCCAGCGAUCAAGUUCCUGCCAAGAUUGCCUCAUUCGAUGAUACUUUCACUGCCACCUUUAAGGAAGACGCCAAAAUGCCUUGCUUGGCCGUGGGAUCACCUCAACCUGAUAUUACCUGGAAGAUUAAGGGUGUUGAAUUCACCGGCAAUGAUCGUAUGCGUGUCCUGCCCGAUGGAUCUCUACUGAUUAAAUCUGUCAAUCGUCAAGAUGCUGGUGACUAUACCUGCCAUGCUGAGAACUCCAUUGCCAAGGAUUCGAUUACCCAUAAAUUGAUUGUUUUGGCCCCACCCAUGUCGCCUCAAGUAACGCUGUCUGCCACCACCACUGAUUCGUUGACUGUUAAGGUUAAGCCCCAUGAAGGUGAUACUGCUCCUCUGCAUGGUUACACUUUGCACUACAAGCCAGAAUUCGGAGAAUGGGAAACCGCUGAAGUUGCCGUUGAUGCCCAGAAAUUCACAAUUGACAAUUUGCUGUGUGGUUCACGUUAUCAGGUUUAUGCUACAGGAUUCAAUAACAUUGGCGCCGGCGAAGCUUCUGACAUCUUGAACACCCGCACCAAGGGCUACAAACCCAAGUUGCCAGAGAAAUCCCGUUUCAUUGAAGUCUCCUCGAACUCGGUCUCAUUGCACUUCAAGGCCUGGAAGGAUGGCGGUUGCCCCAUGUCUCACUUUGUGGUGGAAAACAAGAAACGCGACCAAAUCGAAUGGAAUCAAAUUUCGAAUAAUGUUAAGCCCGACAAUAACUACGUUGUUUUGGAUUUGGAACCUGCCACCUGGUAUAACUUACGUAUCACUGCCCACAACUCUGCCGGCUUCACUGUGGCUGAAUAUGAUUUUGCAACAUUGACCGUAACUGGAGGAACCGUUGCCCCUCUCGACGAUGGCCGAGGUUCUGGCAAUUUACACACCCGCAUACGUCUGCCCGCCUGGAUGCCCGAAUGGUUGGAUCUAAACUUUAUGGUACCCCUGAUUGCCACCGUUAUUGUUGUAUUUGUGGGCAUAUUGGUUGUAUGUGUUGCCCUGUCACGCCGGCGUUCGGAUGAUUUACGUGGAGGACAAAAGGAUGUCUAUUAUGAUGUAGUUUAUAAUCAGACAAUGGGACCUGGCGCCACCCUGGACAAGAGACGACCCGAUUUGCGUGAUGAACUCGGCUAUAUUGCACCACCCAACCGCAAGCUGCCACCCGUACCCGGCUCCAACUACAACACCUGCGAUCGGAUCAAGCGAGCACGUGGUGGUAUGCGUUCAAAUCACUCAACUUGGGAUCCCAGACGACCCAAUUUAUACGAAGAAUUGAAACCACCACCAGUACCCGCCCAUGGCAAUCAUUACGGUCAUGUCCACAAUAUCAAUGAAUGUACCUAUAAGCAUCCAGGCAUGGAAGAUGAGAUCUGCCCCUAUGCCACUUUCCAUCUGUUGGGCUUCCGCGAAGAAAUGGAUCCUACCAAGGCAAUGAACUUCCAGACCUUCCCCCAUCAAAAUGGUCAUGCUCCACCCGGUCAUGCUGGUACCAUGGGACCACCUGGACAUCCUGGACACAUGCACUCACGCUCCGGUUCUCAGUCGAUGCCACGUGCCAAUCGUUAUGCCCGCAAGAAUAGUCAAGGUGGCCAAUCGUCGAUUUACACACCCGCUCCUGAAUAUGAUGAUCCCGCCAACUGUGCUGAAGAAGAUCAAUAUCGCCGCUACACCCGUGUCAACUCCCAAGGUGGCAGCUUGUACUCUGGCCCCGGACCCGAAUAUGAUGACCCAGCCAACUGUGCUCCCGAAGAAGAUCAAUACGGCUCUCAAUAUGGCGGUCCAUAUGGUACACCUUACGAUCAUUAUGGCUCACGUGGUUCCAUGGGAAGACGUAGUGUUGGUUCCGCCCGCAAUCCCGGUGGCAACAGCUCUCCCGAACCCCCACCACCACCACCACGCAAUCAUGACAUGAGCAACUCAUCCUUCAACGACUCCAAGGAAAGCAAUGAAAUAUCUGAAGCCGAAUGUGAUCGUGACCAUGGACCACGUGGCAAUUAUGGCGCUGUUAAAAGGUCUCCCAUCCACAAGGAUCAACGUACCACCGAAGAAAUGCGUAAAUUAAUUGAAAGAAACGAAGCCGGCCCAAAACAACUCCAACAACAAAGUGGCGCAGGAUUCACAGCCUACGAUACUAUGGCAGUGUAAUUUGUAAAUUAGCAAGGAAGGCUAAGUAUGCAAACCGCAAAUAAAACAAAACACACACCUCAUAAUCAUGAAAAUGGAUUGAAUGAAAGAGUUCAGCAUUGAAAUAAAAGGAUAAAAACACAUACACACAAAUAAAUAUUUCAAAAUAUCAUCACUCAUGGCUAGAAUUGCCAAUACGAACAUAAAACACGCAAACAAAUUGACUAAAAAAAACCAAAAUUUGAGUGAUUUAUACGAAAAACAAAACAUAACUAUAUAAAAAUUAAGGAAACCAAAAAACAACAACACACUCAUACAUACACACAUUAACGAUUUUCUUUCUUGGAAUGAAAUGAGAUUUUGAAGAGGGGGUGAAAAAGUUAAAGGUUGUCUCAAGAAUAUUUCAACACUUGUUCUUUUGUAAUCGAACCUUUAAGACUUUUUCCCCUUCUUGGAAAAAAUUGUGCGAAAGUUUAACAGACACAGACACACAGAGAUACAUAGACACAAAAACCAAAAUAACGAAAAAAUCAUAUAUAAAAUGAAAGAAGAAGAAAAAACUUUGCAUUUUUUAAAAACUACAUAUAUAUAAAAAGCAACAUACAUAAUAUAUACAUAUAACUUAUAUUUAAAAAAAACAACAAAGAGAAAAUUAAAACCAAUCUUUUUUAAUGUAUAAGUGUAUUUUGAUGGAAAAGAAAGAUAUAAUUAAUAUUGAAAAAAAAAAACAAUUACAAACAAACAAAAAGAAAACGAUAAAGUCAUUGUAAGAAUGAAGUGAGAAAAAAUAAUACAAAAAAUAGAAAAAAAAAUAAAACAAGAAUUCAUCCAAAUAUUAAGAAAAAAAUCAGGAACAUAUGGAACACCACAGCAAUACAGACUCAUAUGAAAUAACAACAACAGCAAAAAAAAACAUAUUUUAUUAUAACAAUAUAAAAAAUACAUUGAAAUCAAUAAAAUAAGGUUCAAGAUUGGAGAGGAGAAAAAAUUUGUGAGGAGAUCGGAUUUUUUCGAAAAAAAAAUAUAUUUUUAAAUAUACAUAUUUUUUUCAAUUUCUAUAUAAAAUUAUUAAAAAUGUAACGUGUUUUUUCAAAUCUUUACUGUUUAAAAAUCUCGUUUUGAAACAUUUUGGAUUUUUCCAAUGUGGUUUAAAGUACGUUUACAUACAAGUUAGCACAGAUAAUUUAUCAAUCACAAUAGCAUUGAGUAUGGAAACAUACGUUAAAUUUAUUGUGAUUGGCAAAUUAUCAGGGUUAUCCCGGUGUAAAAAUCUGAGGUAAACACAUUGUUAUUUAGCUAGAAAUAUUUUAAUUUCUUUGUCCAUACAAGUAAUUUGUUUGCACUCUCAAAUUGGUGGAGAAUACACCAGUGCAUACUCAGCAGGGUUGCCAGAUCAAUUUCUAUUAUAACAAAAAAUUUUUGGGCAUUUGUCCAAGAAAAAUGAUAUUUUAAAUUCCCAUUUUUUAAAUAUUGAAUUACUCAAAUUAGAAUAGAGAGUACAACAGUGCAUACCCAGCAGAGUUGCCAGAUCAAAUUCUAUUUUCUCAAAUAUUCCCGGGCAUUGGUACUAGAAAAAAUAUUUUUUCUUAAACUCAUGUUUUAAAUAUUAAGUUUAACAAAAUAGGGGAUACUACAAAAAGCAUACUCAGCAGAUUUGCCAGAUCAAUUUCUAUUAUCUCAAAUAUUCCAUCUAUUGGAAGAUUUUUUUAAAUUCCAAUUAAAUAUUUUAUGCACAUUUGGGCUAGUGAGGAAAGAGGCCGUGAUGAAAAAUAAAAAUUUUUGGCGUUGCCAUACUUACUUCAACUAGCUCAAUUUUUUUUUUUUUUUUUUUUUUUUUUUUUUGAAGAGCUCCGAGUGCUUCUUCAAGUUCCAAGUUUUGUCUUGAAUAUAUAAUAUGAACGAUAGUCUGUCAUUUUUAAGAAGGAUGAAAUAGAUCAAAGCUUAAAUCGUGACUUCGGCGUGAAAACACAACUCUGUUGCCAUGUUUGUCUGAAGGAAGCGAGAAAAUACAACGCUAUUGCCAGCCACAAGUGGCAAAAGGGCUGUAUUUUCACGCCGAAGUCACGAUUUAAUUAUCAUUUUUAAAUGAUAAUAUUAUUAAAAAAUUGGAAUAGCGUUGUAUUUUCUUUCCGAAGACAUGAUUUAAGCUUUGAUCUGGUUUAGUCUUUAGGGCUAGAACAGACCGUGAUGAAAAAUAAAAAAUUAUGGUGUUACCAUAUUUACUUCAUCUAGCUAAAAAUAAAUAUUUUUUCCGGAAAAAAUGUUAAGGUUCUUCAAAUUCCAAGUUCUUUUCUUGGUUUUUCUAUAUCAACUAAAGUCUGUCAUUCCUUGCAAUACUCUCUGAGAUAUGAAAUUUCAACAAUUUCAGGUGUUGCCAUAUUAUCGCAAAUAGGCCAAAUAUAAUUUUUAAUUUAAUGCUACUACUUAAAGUUUCAGGUGAGAGAGUGCGUUUUAAAAAAUCAGAACUAGAAAUGUUGCCAUAUCAACUAAAUUUGGCCAAAAUUAUCUGGGGGAAAAAUAUCUUCUUACUACAUUUUAUACAAAGAGAUUCCAACUGCUAAAGAACCUUUAUAUACAAUAAAUUUGACUGUAGAGAACAUGCAUUAAAUUUAUUGUAAUUGGUCAAUUAUCAGAUUAAAAUCGGGUAGUGACUUUGUAUGUAAAUGUACUUUAGCAGUUGGAAUCUCUUUAUAAAAUUUGAAAUGUAACAUGAAGAUAUUUUCCCCUAGAAAAUGUUGCCCAGAUUUAAUUAAUAUGGCAACUCUUCUUAUUCUGAUUUUUAUGACUCACUCUCUCACCUGAAACUUAAUAAAAAAAGUAGCAUGCCUUUGAAAAUGGCUGUUGAGCCGAAAUUCCAACGGUUUUCGCAAUUAAAAAUUAUAUUUGGCCCAUCUGCGAUAAUAUGGCACACCUUAAAUUUUGUAUAAAAUAUAACAUAAAUAUACUUUUUCCCUGGAAAAUGUUGCCAAUAUUUAAUUGAAAUGGCAACGCUUCUAGUUUCGAUUUUUUAGGACAGCUCUCACCUAAAAAAAAAGUUUGUAUGUAAACGUGCUUUUAGUGAAUAUCAAUUUAUUUACCGAUCAAUUUCGACCUUAUAUUCCUGAAAUUUAACAAUUUCUGAUUCUGUCUAUUUGAAAUUUGUAUUUUAUUUUAAUUUGGUUUUUAAUUUUAGAAAAUUAUAUAAUUUAAAUCCAUUUCUCUUCCCCAUAAUUUCCACUUUUCGAAUCUUUAACCAUGUGACAAACCAAAUAACCACACAACAAGCACAACAAUUCAAUUUUUAAUUAUAUUUAUUUAUUUGUAAUUAAAAAUAAGAUUAUUUGAUUUUUGUAUUAUUUUUUUCACAUCAAUUAUGUUAUAAACAAGAAAAGGAAGAAGAAUCUCAUCCCUAUAUGUAUAUGUAUGUACGUAUGUAGUAAAGUGGAAGUGACAACGUAACGUUAAAAAACACUCACACACACACAUUUAUACGAGAGAGAAAAAAGUCAUUAUAUUUUAUUAUAUAUUUGCCAUUUAUUUUUUCUGCAAAGAGUUUUCUUAAGAAAACCUAACUCCCCUAGUUUUUACGAAAAAACAUGUUUUAAUUUAAGAAAAAAUAUAAUUUUUAUUUUUUUUAAUUUUUAAUCUAUUUCAUUAUGGAUCCUAUUAAUAUUAUUUCGAAAAAAGAAGAAUUUCAAUAAUUAUAAUUUUUUUGUAAUAUUUAAGAUUGUGAUGUUUAUAAUUUAGUCAUUAUAAUUAUGUUUGUACCACUAUUAAUUUUGUAUGUAACUCUAAGUGACACAAACACAAACAAACAGACAGACAUAGGAGCAGGUUCUACAAAGAAAAACAUAAAGAGAAGGUAAAAGUAUGUUUAAAUAGAAUAAUCUCCACCCGGAUUAACCCUGAUAAUUGACCAAUUACAAUAAAUUUAAUUUCUAUUAGAUUUAUUGUGAUUGGUCAAUUAUGGAGAUUUUGUAUGUAAACGUACUUUAAUAUCCUUUCACUUAUUUUUAAAAACUGGUCAAUUGUGUAAUAUUUAAAUAUUUUUCAAAACAGUGCUUCCCCCCAACACAGAGACACCCUGCUGCACACAUAGUUUACUCCGGAACAACAUCACUUUCAUUUGUAUUAUACAUUGGUAUUACCCUUUAUUUCUUUUUACUAUAAUUGCUAUAUAUUUUUACUUUUUAGUUUUUCUAAAAGAAAAAGCUUUAAUAAUUUUCGCCCCUUUGAUUUGUAAUAUAUUUAGAUAUCAUAUUCUAUAAUUUUCUUUUUGAAAAAUUGUAAUUUAUUUUGUUUAAUUUCAUUUAAAGUGAAAUUUUUCUUCACUUU
Molecule: messenger RNA, 10773 nt
Organism: Musca domestica (house fly)
Lineage: Eukaryota; Metazoa; Arthropoda; Insecta; Diptera; Muscidae
Gene: Dscam1
Product: cell adhesion molecule Dscam2
Exons: 23
Coding region: 367-6480 (2037 amino acids)
Biological process (GO): homophilic cell-cell adhesion; axon guidance; dendrite self-avoidance
Cellular component (GO): plasma membrane; axon
Molecular function (GO): cell-cell adhesion mediator activity
Source: RefSeq, a predicted model, not a curated record